GGUCCCCAGACAGCUGGAGGAGAUAAACAGAGGAGGAGGAGGGAGGGGAGUGCGUGUGUGAGAGCGCGCGAGGGAGUGUGAGUGUGUGUGAGCGCGGGUGUGAGGCGGUGCGCAGGGGCGGGCGGAGGCGCUGUCCGGCCCCGGCCAGGCGCCGGGCGGGGAGCAUGGGAAGGGGCUAGAGCUGCCUGGGCCCCCCAGCCCCCUUCCCGGGAUCCGCGCCCGCACUCCCGGGAGAGGGGCCGGGCCCCCCGGACGGACAUGGGCUCCUGAAGUUGCGCUGCCGCUGGAUCGGGGAAGAGACCUGACAGGUAAUUAAAUGUGUGUCUUGUGGACCUGGGCUUGGCUGGAAUGCUCAAGGGUCCUGAAGAUUCUUCUAUAGUUUCCUUCUGUUGAACCCAUUAAGAGAAGAUGGCAAAAGUCAACAUAACUAGAGACCUCAUCCGCAGGCAGAUCAAGGAGCGGGGCGCCCUGAGCUUUGAGCGGCGUUACCAUGUCACUGACCCCUUUAUCCGGCGGCUGGGCCUGGAAGCAGAGCUGCAGGGUCACUCAGGGUGUGUCAACUGUCUGGAGUGGAAUGAGAAAGGAGACUUGUUGGCCUCCGGUUCUGAUGACCAGCACACAAUUGUGUGGGACCCGCUGCACCACAAGAAGCUGCUCUCCAUGCACACAGGACACACUGCAAAUAUCUUCUCUGUCAAGUUCCUCCCUCAUGCUGGGGACCGCAUCUUGAUCACGGGGGCAGCUGACUCCAAAGUUCACGUCCACGACCUGACCGUAAAGGAGACCAUCCAUAUGUUCGGAGACCACACAAACCGUGUGAAACGCAUCGCCACAGCGCCCAUGUGGCCCAACACAUUCUGGAGUGCUGCUGAGGAUGGGCUCAUCCGCCAGUAUGACCUUCGGGAGAACAGCAAACACUCAGAGGUGCUGAUCGACCUGACAGAGUACUGUGGCCAGCUGGUGGAGGCCAAGUGCCUCACCGUCAACCCCCAGGACAACAACUGCCUGGCCGUCGGGGCGAGCGGGCCCUUCGUGAGGCUCUACGACAUCCGCAUGAUCCACAACCACAGAAAGAGCAUGAAGCAGAGCCCUUCAGCAGGCGUGCACACCUUCUGUGACCGGCAGAAGCCCCUUCCCGACGGAGCAGCCCAGUAUUAUGUGGCAGGUCACCUGCCAGUGAAGCUGCCUGACUACAACAACCGUCUGAGAGUGCUGGUUGCCACCUACGUGACCUUCAGCCCCAAUGGCACGGAGCUGCUAGUCAACAUGGGAGGGGAACAGGUCUAUCUGUUUGACUUGACUUACAAGCAGCGGCCCUACACUUUCCUGUUGCCCAGAAAAUGCCACUCCUCAGGAGAAGUUCAGAAUGGCAAGAUGUCUACCAACGGCGUGUCCAACGGCGUGUCCAAUGGCCUGCACCUUCACAGUAAUGGCUUCCGGCUGCCAGAGAACAGGGGACAUGUCAGCAGCCCCCAAGUAGAGCUGCCCCCAUACCUGGAGCGAGUGAAGCAACAGGCCAAUGAGGCAUUUGCCUGCCAGCAAUGGACCCAGGCCAUUCAGCUCUACAGCAAGGCCGUGCAGAGAGCUCCUCACAAUGCCAUGCUGUACGGAAACCGAGCUGCUGCCUACAUGAAGCGCAAGUGGGAUGGGGACCACUACGAUGCCCUGAGGGACUGCCUCAAGGCCAUCUCCCUAAACCCAUGCCACCUGAAGGCACACUUCCGCCUGGCCCGCUGUCUCUUUGAGCUCAAGUAUGUGGCCGAGGCCCUGGAGUGCCUGGAUGACUUCAAAGGGAAGUUCCCGGAGCAGGCCCACAGCAGUGCUUGUGAUGCCCUGGGCCGCGACAUCACAGCUGCCCUCUUCUCCAAAAACGACGGUGAGGAGAAGAAGGGAGCUGGCGGCGGCCCUGUCCGCCUCCGCGGCUCAAGCCGCAAGGACUCCAUCUCUGAGGACGAGAUGGUGCUGCGGGAGCGAAGCUAUGACUACCAGUUCCGCUACUGUGGCCACUGCAACACCACCACGGACAUCAAGGAGGCAAAUUUCUUCGGCAGCAAUGCUCAGUACAUCGUCAGUGGCUCUGAUGAUGGCUCCUUCUUCAUUUGGGAAAAGGAGACCACCAAUCUAGUCCGCGUGCUUCAGGGGGACGAAUCUAUUGUCAACUGCCUGCAGCCGCACCCGAGCUACUGCUUCCUGGCCACCAGCGGCAUCGACCCUGUUGUGCGGCUCUGGAACCCCCGACCAGAGAGUGAAGACCUCACCGGCCGCGUUGUGGAGGACAUGGAGGGCGCUUCUCAGGCCAACCAGCGGCGCAUGAACGCAGACCCGCUGGAGGUGAUGCUGCUCAACAUGGGCUACCGGAUCACCGGCCUGAGCAGUGGGGGCGCCGGGGCCUCCGACGACGAGGACAGCUCCGAGGGCCAGGUGCAGUGCCGGCCCAGCUAGGCCCUCCUGGCCCCGGUCCCCCGGCCCUGCUACUGACUGGACCCUGUGCCCUGGGCAGGAGGUCAGGGGGUCCCGUUUUGGUUUGUCUUCCCGCCCCUUAUUUUUUCAUUUCCCCUGUUUUAUUUUGUUAGUUUGGCAUUGGGGGUGGGGGUUGCUACAACUUGCCAGCUUUCAGACUCUUGGGCUGAUUGUCCCCGGACUGUCCCCAGCCUUGAGUAGAAGAGCAGGAGGGGCGGCCCCCCACACGCCCCCAUCUUCUGCUUCCACAUCCCUGGAGGGCUCUGGAGGGCUCCUGCAGGCCUCAACCCUCUUCUGCCUCAGGGGAGAGGCAGGCCUGGAGCUGCUGUCAGGGACUGCCCUGCCCUUUGGUUGCCAGCAGCGAAGGGCAGGGAAUUCCCAGGGGGUAAGGGCUAGCCCUGGCUGUUGCGCCCUGUGGGCUCCAGGGAAGGUUCUCACAAAGGGUGGGGUCCCACCAUCCCUCCUGAGCCACAGUGUUAGAUGCAAGCCUGGGGAGGAAGGGGAGCCCAGGAGCCUGCCAGCCCAGGCCACCCACCCUGGUCAGCAGAGCCUUCUCACCCCCUCCUGUCUGGGCAUGGGCUCCGGCCCUGAGCCUGCUCUCCCUGACCAGCUCUGGGGGCUCUGUCCUUGCUAGGGGCCCCGGCAGAGGGUGGGGCACCACAGAAUACCCCACCCGCCGGUGCCAGCCCUUCCACAUGGCGGCGGCCACUCUCCUCCUGGGCGCUCCUCGGCCUCACUGUGACCUCUCUGCCAGAGCUCCCAGCUGGGCCCCUCUGCUGAGGUGGCACUUCCUGCAAAGGGCCCGCUCUGCCCUUUCUGCCCUCCUUCCCACCCCACAUGCUGAGCCGCCACAAAGACCAAAGAAGUGAUGGCUUUUCUCAGUCCCCUGCUGCUCUGGGGGGAGGGGCGGCUCCGACUGGGAAGUCCUGGCUCAGCCCUCCCUCCUCAGCAGCCUGAGCUUUACACUGGACACAGCGGCCCCCACCACGCACCCAGCCUUCUGCUCCCUCGGCCCCCUCAGCCCCCUCGGCUCUGCGCUCCCAGCUGCUCCAGGGAGCCGGUUCCUUCCUCGUCUCCCCCGCCCCUCAGUGCUUACUUGGCUCCAGCCCUCCAGCUGCAGCCUCUGGGGAGAAGCAGCCUCCCUUCUUCUCUCCCUCCCUCCCCCUGCCGGUCCUCCUCCCUCCCCCAGUCUCUGCCAGGUGCCUCCUCUCAGUCAGGCUUCAGAGCGGCCCUGGAGACAGGAGGGCCAUGUUAAAAGCUUUUUCACAGUUUUAAGAAGGCAAGGGGGGUGAGGAUAGUGGUGGGGGGCCUGGCACCAUCUCGUUGCUUUAAUCCCAGCCACACAGGUGGCGGCUUCUCUCCCUUCCUCCCCACCCCAGUCCCUCUUGCCUCCCCUCUCUAGCUUGGUAAUGAAGUAUAUUUAUUGGUGAAGGAAACAGCUGCUGCUGCUUCUCCUGCUGCUGGGACUUGCUCCCCGUCUCUUCUCCAUGACCUUUCUCUCUCCAGGGGGCGGGGGAAGCAGGAAUAUCCGGGCUGGGGCCCAGGGACGGCCAGGGCCCGGAGCUUACCUGUGUUCCACCACCGCCGCCAUUUCCUCCCUCUUCCCCUGCCUCCGGCUGCCAGUCCCCUGCCUGCCCAGCCUGGGCCCUGCAGUGUGGAGGGACACUUAAGCCUUACUGUCCUCUGGGGGCAGGAGCCCAGCCUUUUUGUUGCUCCGCUCCCAGGAGAGUGAGGGUGAUGCAAUUGAUUAAAACCAUUUUGUUCUAGG
Molecule: messenger RNA, 4228 nt
Organism: Lepus europaeus (European hare)
Lineage: Eukaryota; Metazoa; Chordata; Mammalia; Lagomorpha; Leporidae
Gene: WDTC1
Product: WD and tetratricopeptide repeats 1
Exons: 16
Coding region: 409-2442 (677 amino acids)
Biological process (GO): negative regulation of fatty acid biosynthetic process
Cellular component (GO): cytoplasm; Cul4-RING E3 ubiquitin ligase complex
Molecular function (GO): protein binding
Source: RefSeq, a predicted model, not a curated record